AUGCUUCAGCUUGAUGUUCUCCACGCGGGCCUAGGGGAGCGGAAACAAAGGAAGAAUGACCCCGUUGCUCUCACCCCUGCCGAGGACAUGGCCGCUCACGUGGGAGCGUCCCGAACGCCCCAGGAGGUGAUGGAGCACUACGUGAGCAUGUAUAUCCACGGCAACCUGGGAAAAGCCUGCAUCCCCGACACCAUUCCCAACAGGGUGACAGACCACACGUGUCCCAGUGGCGACCCGAGCCUGACCACGCCGCUCCCGCCACUGGAUAUCUCGGUGGCCGAGCAGCAGCAGCUGGGAUACAUGCCGCUUCGGGACGACUACGAGAUCGAGUACGAUCAGGACGCGGAGACGCUCAUCAGCGGCCUCUCGGUGAACUACGACGACGACGACGUGGAAAUCGAGUUAAAAAGAGCUCACGUAGACAUGUACGUGAGGAAGCUCAAGGAGAGGCAGCGGCGGAAGAACAUCGCGCGGGACUAUAACUUGGUGCCGGCCUUUCUGGGGAAGGAUAAAAAGGACAAGGAGAAGGCUCCCAAACGGAAGAUCACGAAGGAAGAGAAGGAGCUGAGGCUGAAGCUGAGGCCCCUGUACCAGUUCAUGUCUUGUAAGGAGUUUGAAGACUUCUUUGAGAACAUGCACAAGGAGAGGGUGCUUCGAGCAAAGAUUCGGGAGCUGCAGCGGUAUCGUCGGAACGGGAUCACCAAAAUGGAAGAGUCGGCAGAAUACGAGGCCGCCAGGCAUAAACGGGAAAAGAGGAAGGAGAACAAAAACAUCGCCAGUUCCAAGCGAGGGAAGGAGGACGGGAAGGAAGGUGAAUUUGCUGCCAUUGAAAACCUGCCUGGCUUCGAGCUCCUAUCGGACAGGGAAAAGGUGCUCUGCAGCUCUCUGAACUUGAGUCCUGCGCGCUACGUGACUGUGAAAACUAUAAUCAUUAAAGACCAUCUCCAAAAAAGACAAGGGAUUCCUUCCAAGAGUCGCCUGCCCAGUUACUUAGAUAAGGUACUGAAGAAAAGGAUUUUAAACUUUCUAACAGAAAGUGGUUGGAUAUCCAGGGACGCUUCAUGA
Messenger RNA from Opisthocomus hoazin, 1065 nucleotides. The record is from RefSeq and is a predicted model, not a curated record. NCBI's taxonomy places the organism in Eukaryota, Metazoa, Chordata, Aves, Opisthocomiformes, Opisthocomidae.